Fimicolochytrium jonesii is the source of this 859-nucleotide messenger RNA. RefSeq lists its product as uncharacterized. The record is from RefSeq and is a predicted model, not a curated record. The coding region runs from base 213 to 632 and encodes 139 amino acids. Gene Ontology annotation, molecular function: protein binding. The transcript is spliced from 4 exons. Lineage: Eukaryota; Fungi; Chytridiomycota; Chytridiomycetes; Spizellomycetales; Powellomycetaceae.
GUCAUCUUCCCACUGAGGUUGGAAAACACCGUGCACCAUCAGGACCUCGUUGUCGCAGCUCUCUCCCAUCUUUCCAGUCCAUAAAAAAGUCCAGCACACGUCGUCCACGCCGCCUACCCGAUCUCUAUCCCAACUUCCCGCCCAAAAAACAACCUAACCACAACCCAACCCAAAAAUGGCAGACUACAACGACUUCGAAAGUUUCCGCAACAAUGACCCGCGAAGAAAUCGGCGAGUGGUUCCAACGCCGCUUCAACCGCCCCAUGGAAGCAUACGACGUGUACAAGGUUGCGAAGGAGUUUUACCAGCUGGGCGCGUAUUCGAGGGCGUUGGUUUGUUUGCAGAUUUAUAUUACACUCCCUGGCGCAACCACACCAGGCCGACAUCUCCUUGCAUACUGUCUCCUCCAUCUUGGCGAGACGGAGCGAUCGUUACGGGAGUUCAAGAAAUGCGUUAAAGAGGGUUAUCAUGACGAUUGGCAGCUCGUUGUAGAACUCACCAUUGAACUCGAGCUUGCGCGCCGUGCUGCUGCGACACGGGAGCGGGAAGCUGGGUUGGGUGGUGGAUUAGGAGGACCGGCUACAACUCACUUUAGUGGCGGGGCACAGGCGUUUGGGAUAUAUGGGGCGUAGGAAUUUGAUGCCCGAUGGACAAGUGCUGAUGUACACAGUGUACAUAGAUCAAAGUGUGACUGAUGUGUGAAAUUUUUUGUUCUCAUGGACGUCGAAUACAAACCAUCGAUACCAAAUGCCCAAAUCACGUAAUGCAGUUUGCGACAGACGGAUGAGGUGCAAGCAUCAGUCAGAUAUGUAGUGGGGUGAAUAUAGGAACAGGGGGUGUGAAUACAAGGGGGUGGGCA